Actinia tenebrosa (Australian red waratah sea anemone) is the source of this 1220-nucleotide messenger RNA. RefSeq lists its product as uncharacterized. The record is from RefSeq and is a predicted model, not a curated record. Lineage: Eukaryota; Metazoa; Cnidaria; Anthozoa; Actiniaria; Actiniidae.
UUCAAGAUGGCGGAUCAAGGAGGCAAGAUUCCUGUUGGUAAAGGAAUCCCCAGCCAAAAAGAGCUUCUAAAACCACUUAUAUUUCCUAAUAAUCAGAGAGCGUUUAGGUUAUUUAACGCAGCAUUAGCUACAGGGAUCACAGUGUAUUUCGUUUUCUUCCAUAAAUUCCCACAACAGGAUCAUUGCUUUGUACCUAUAAGAAAUCUUGUCGAAUCACAAAAAGCUAGAUUUUUGAGGAUCAAACCAGAGGACGAAGAAUAUAUCAAAAGAAGAACAGAAGAAUUAAGUAAAGCCAGACAAUCAGAAACAAAUUCAUAACUGAAAUGAAUUCUAAUAUUUCCAAAAAGAAGUUUUAAUCAAGUUAAAUUUGGGCCUUUCUCACACAGCAGACAUCUUAACAGAAUAUUAUUUAUAAGUAUGUACAGAAUCAAAUUAUGGUGUCUAAUUUGAAUAACUAUUGUUCUGAACUUACUAGCAUCUCAUACAUGUGAAAACCCUUUUGUGUUUCCAUGUAAAGACAAGGCUAGUCAGUCUCGUCCAGAUAGUUAUUCGAUGUGGUAGCCAUAUUUUGAUUUGGUGAAUAAACCUAGUUAUGUCCAGUACGGGUCUAUACUUUAUGUUAUAGGGGCAGAGCCAGGAUUUUCUGAAAGGCAAGAUUACACAAUUUUGAUAAAAACCUAAAAGAUCCAAAGAUUAGAAAAGAGUGAAGGCAACAUUAUUUUAAAGAUGUCCUCUCCAAAGAGGGAGCUGAUGCCAUUUUAACUAAUUCUCCCCUAAACCAAACCCAACCAAAAAAUGUGUAAACACAUGGGUUAUUACAGGGUUUAAAAUAAUGGUGGGCAAUGAUCACUGUCCAAGCUACUUUUAGCAAGGAUUGGUUAUUUCUGGCUCAUUGUACUGUUCAAAAUGGCCAGCAAGGCAAAGAUUUGACAGGACAAGUUGCAAUUCUGGUUGGACAUUGUCUGACGAUCAGCUGUUAUUUUGAACCCUGUAUUCAUACAGAUGGUUAAUGAAUAUAAUGAUUUGAUACAAUAAUAUCUGUUCCAUUUAUAUCAAAGGUUUUCUUUUCAUAUAAAUAAUAAUCUCUUUGUCUGAAAAGUUCAUGAAUUAUCUUUUAAUGUGCUUGUAAAUAAUAUGAAGAAAAAAAGUUUUCCUUUAAUAAACAAGCAUAUUGUGCCGUUGCUUCUUAUGGAAAUUGCAAUGUGCUUCUCACUGUGAAA